AAGUGUUGAUUGUCUGACAGGACUGAGAGAAGCUAAGCUAGGCUAAUCGAGUGUAGUAUAGUGUGAUAAUGUGAGAGAGAUCCGCUAACACAGCGCACUUCCGGUUGUGUGUGUCUGCUGCUUGAACCGCGAGCUGCUUCGGGAGAAGUGUUACACUGAUGGCCGAUAACGCUGAGGGCUUUGACCGGGCUCCUGGUGCGGGGCGGAGCCGGGGGCAGGUGAGAGGGUCCGGGCAGGGGGACGGCGGGAGGCCCCGGGAGCCUGAACUCGCCGACGGAGAGGCGCUUUUUAACCGCUGUCAACCUCUCAGACAACCGCGGACUCCUCCUGUAGCUCCGCCGGAGUGUCCCGUAGGAGACAGCAGCAGUGUGUCCUCCCCGUCCUCCAGCUCGUCUCUCAGCAGUGCAGCAGCUGUUAAACCUCGUCCUGAUCAGAGUGCAGUGUUUCAGUCCAGACUGUCAGCACACGCCCCCGAGUUCAUCCCCUCUUCAUCCUCCUCCUCUUCCUCCUACACACCUGUCCAGGAUGUUGUGUAUGAGGAAGAUGAUUAUUAUGAAGAUCUCUACCCAGAGUUCUCUCUGGCGGACCUGGUACAGGACAUCCUCAGCCACCUGAACUCGUCCCCUGGUUCCUUCGAGACGGACAUCGGGAACAUCACGUCCACACUGAACAUCUGGGUCACCACGCAGGAGACGCUGCACGAGCUGGUGGAGCUGAUCUUCACACAGUCGACUUCGAUGCCCAACUUCUCCUACACUGGAGCUCGACUCUGCAACUUCCUCUCUCAUCAUCUCACACUGAGUCCAUCCAGCGGAAACUUCCGCCAGCUUCUACUCCAACGGUGUCGGACGGAGUUUAAUAAGAGACAGGAGGCCCUGAUGGCUGAUGAGGAAACUCAGAAGAAGUUUCACACAUAUGUUCUGUUUCUGGGAGAACUCUACCUGAACCUCGAGGUGAAGAGUGUGAAGGGCACCAUGUCUCGGGCUGAGAUCCUCCUCACUGCACUGAAGGACCUGAUGGACACACUGUUCUCUCUGCCCAAAGACAGAAACCUCAUCUGUGCCGUCAAGCUGCUGAAGCUUACAGGUUCAGUUCUGGAGGACGCGUGGAAGCAGAGUGGAAAAUCCCACAUGGACGAGCUGAUCCGCAAAAUCGAGGGCAUCUUACUGGAUGCUCAGUGCAGCCGUGAUGUGAGACAGAUGUUGUUGAAGCUGGUGGAGUUGAGAUCCAGUAACUGGGGCAGAGUUCAUGCAGCAGCAGCGUACAGUGAGGCCACACCUGACAACGACCCCAAUUACUACAUGAAUGAACCCACUUUCUACACUGCAGAUGGAACCCCAUUCACAGCUGCUGACCCAGAAUACUCAGAGAAAUAUCAGGAGAUUUUGGAGCGAGAGGAUUAUUUCCCAGAAUUCUACGAAGAGAACGGAAAUGACGUGCUCUCCGCUGAGGAGGAUGAGAUGGAGCCGGAGAUUGAGGAGGCGUUUGAGAAGUUCUGUCUGGAGACUGAGAGACAGAAACCCUAAGAAGAGUCACUGCUCAGUAUUGUCUCCAUCAGUCUCACCGUGUUCUCCUUUAUUUUACUGUAGAUCAUCACACACACACACACACACACACACACACACACAGCUCAGGCUCUCAGGUCUCAGCUAAUACAGGGUGUGUGUGCUGGGGAUCAGGGGUCGUUUGUGUGUGUGUGUGUGUGUGUGUGUGUGUGUGUGUGUGUGUGUGUAUAAUGAGGUUUUAUUUCUGGAGUGUUUGAUGUUCAGGCUGCAGCUUUGAUAAAAAAAAAAAGAGCAGAUUUUCAGUGUUGAUAUUUUUUCUGGUUUAUUCAGAAGCUUUUUAAGAGUUUACUGAUUUUGAGAACUUUCAGAUUCCAGAGUCAGUACACACACACACACACACACACACACACACACACACACACACACAGAGGAAUGUUUAUUUUAUUAGAGUAUUGUAAAUAUUAUUACUGCAUCUUUGGCCUGCAAUAAAUCUUUAUAAGAGCUCUGA
Messenger RNA from Silurus meridionalis, 2013 nucleotides. It is a transcript of the gene paip1, whose product is annotated as poly(A) binding protein interacting protein 1. Gene Ontology annotation, biological process: regulation of translational initiation. The coding region runs from base 159 to 1526 and encodes 455 amino acids. Gene Ontology annotation, molecular function: RNA binding; translation activator activity; protein binding. NCBI's taxonomy places the organism in Eukaryota, Metazoa, Chordata, Actinopteri, Siluriformes, Siluridae. The record is from RefSeq and is a predicted model, not a curated record. The transcript is spliced from 12 exons.